Molecule: messenger RNA, 2904 nt
Organism: Diprion similis
Lineage: Eukaryota; Metazoa; Arthropoda; Insecta; Hymenoptera; Diprionidae
Gene: TM9SF2
Product: transmembrane 9 superfamily member 2
Exons: 15
Coding region: 147-2132 (661 amino acids)
Biological process (GO): protein localization to membrane
Cellular component (GO): membrane
Source: RefSeq, a predicted model, not a curated record
GACCAUAGUGUAUGACGUUUGCUGUCACAGAAUAUCUCGGAACGGCAGUGGUUGGCAGUUACGCGCUGAGAAUUGUCCUGAUGUAACGUAAGCAAGCAAUACCGAGAGUUCGCUAUAAGAAAAAUUGGUACCCGCAAAGAGCCAAAAUGGCGAAAAAAUUUACCCUGUCUCUACUAUUUGGGUUGUGCGCAUUAACUGCGUCCAACGGUUUCUACCUACCAGGUUUGGCACCCGUGAAUUAUUGCCAUGUCGGAGAACAAUCGGAUACGUGCAAGUCUGAGAUCAAGUUAUUCGUCAACAGACUCAAUACAGAGCAUUCCGUAAUACCUUACGAGUACAAUCAUUUCGAUUUCUGUCCUGCCAAUGAUGAGCAAUCGCCAGUAGAAAACUUGGGUCAAGUGGUGUUUGGGGAACGUAUAAGACUGUCGUCUUACAAGCUUGUAUUUAUGAAAAAUGAUUCUUGCACGGUGUUAUGCAAAAAAACGUACUCGGGAGGAGAUGAACAAUCUGCAAAGAAGCUGCAGCUUUUGAAGAAAGGCAUGGCUCUGAAUUAUCAGCAUCAUUGGAUCGUCGAUAAUAUGCCUGUUACGUGGUGUUACCCACUAGAAAACUCCCGCCAAUACUGCAGUACUGGAUUCCCAAUGGGCUGUCUAUCCAAAGACGUUCGGUCGCCAACAGACAUGUGUAAUAUAGGCUACAACCAACCGAAUACUUACUACCUGUUCAAUCACGUCGACUUGACCAUAACGUAUCAUAGCGGUGAAACAGAGGAGUGGGGAUCGGGUUAUAGUCAAAAAGUUGGGCGAAUAAUAUCUGUGAAGGUGGAGCCCCGCAGCAUAAAUCACAAUCCGUCUUCACCGGACUGUGAGAGCAAAAGUCCAUUGGCAAUCAGAAGAGAAGACUUAAGCCAGUCGGAAAAAUUUGACGUGCUUUACACAUACCACGUUACGUAUGUGAAAAACAACACAAUCAAAUGGUCAUCGAGAUGGGAUUAUAUUCUCGAGUCAAUGCCACAAACGAAUAUCCAGUGGUUUAGUAUCCUAAAUUCACUAGUGAUUGUUCUAUUUUUGUCUGGGAUGGUGGCUAUGAUUAUGCUACGCACGCUGAAUAAAGAUAUUGCUCGAUAUAACCAGGCCUACUUUCAGAUAGAGUCGGGUGAGGAUGCACAGGAGGAAUUUGGAUGGAAGUUGGUACACGGCGAUGUGUUUCGCCCUCCACGGAAAGGGAUGCUACUAUCGGUACUUCUUGGCUCUGGCAUUCAGGUCUUCUUUAUGGCACUGAUUACUUUAGCAUUUGCUUGUCUUGGCUUCCUUUCGCCGGCAAAUCGUGGCGCCCUAAUGACUUGCGCCAUGGUGCUGUAUGUGUGCCUCGGCACCCCAGCUGGAUAUGUCUCAGCUCGUGUCUAUAAGAGUUUUGGUGGAGAAAAAUGGAAGUCGAACGUUCUUCUAACUUCUAUGCUCAGCCCUGGCAUCGUCUUCAGCUCGUUCUUUGUAAUGAACUUGAUAUUCUGGAUAAACGACAGCUCCGCAGCUGUACCUUUCAGCACACUCGUCGCCCUGUUGGCAUUGUGGUUUGGUGUAUCUGUUCCUCUUACGUUCGUUGGAUCAUAUUUUGGCUUUAGGAAAAGGCCUCUCGAGCAUCCUGUAAGGACCAACCAGAUCCCACGUCAGAUACCAGAACAAAGUUUCUACACACAGGCUGUUCCAGGAGUUGUAAUGGGAGGAGUCUUACCCUUUGGAUGCAUAUUCAUUCAGCUCUUCUUUCUUUUGAAUUCUCUCUGGUCAAGUCAGGUGUACUACAUGUUCGGAUUCUUGUUCCUGGUAUUUCUGAUUCUCGUCAUAACGUGUUCAGAGACGACAAUUCUUCUUUGCUACUUCCAUCUUUGCGCAGAGGAUUACCACUGGUGGUGGCGGAGCUUCUUGACAUCAGGUUUCACUGCGUUCUAUCUUCUGGUUUAUUGCAUCCACUACUUUGUCACGAAACUUGAUAUCGAAGACGCGACGUCGACGUUCCUGUACUUUGGAUACACCCUCAUUAUGGUGUUUUUAUUUUUCUUGCUGACAGGUUCCAUCGGAUUUUUUGCCUGCUUUUGGUUCGUGCGUAAAAUCUAUAGCGUAGUGAAAGUCGAUUAGUGUAAGACUUGUUACAACUCAGUUAAGUCCCGAGGAGUACACUACCUAUCGGUGACUGUUGCGGGAAAUCGAAGAAAAUUAAUAAUUCAUUGCCUACAAUAAAAAUGGCACGAAACUACUUGAAUGUAUCGGUUCGGUAACUUCCAGAGACACACUAACUGUCAAAACUUUAAAAAGAAUAAUAGUAGAUUGUGUACCAAGGAUGCAAAGUAGGUCUUUUUCGCCGAGCGUUUGCAAUAUGAGUCGUAUGCGAGCGCGUGCGCGAGCCAAAGAUGAAUAUUGGAAAUACGUGAGACGAAAAAAAUUUUGCUUCCAUGGUAUGCCAGAUACUUUAUGUGACAAAAGUACGGUUCACAAGUUUUUUUUUUUUUUUUUUUUUUUUUUUAUAUAAUGUAAUACAGAGAAGAGCACUCUUCAGCACUACGACAUAAAAGAGGCAAAAAAGCGGGGUAAACCAUACUGUGUUACAUAAAUUAUGUUAUUGGUAACGAUAACGAUAAUAUAGUUCACUUAAUGUUAAGUGUGCAUCUUAUAAGCGUGUAUAUAUACAUAUAUGAGGAUUAAUAUUCAUAUGUAUGAGUAAUUUGUACAAAUCGGUUAUUAUGUUAGGGAUUUUUUCCAAUUAACCACUCUCAGCUUUCGUUUAUGCUGUAUCAAAGAUUUUCGAAACAGUAGAGUUUUUGAAUCGUCAGUUUUGUAUGAAUACAAACCCUGUUAUCACUGAAUAUUGGGAUCACCCUGUGACAUUGAAUAAAGAAGAGACUGUCGACAA